Messenger RNA from Seriola aureovittata, 6912 nucleotides. RefSeq names its product otoconin 90 (gene oc90). NCBI's taxonomy places the organism in Eukaryota, Metazoa, Chordata, Actinopteri, Carangiformes, Carangidae. The record is from RefSeq and is a predicted model, not a curated record. The transcript is spliced from 22 exons. Gene Ontology annotation, biological process: phospholipid metabolic process; lipid catabolic process; arachidonate secretion. Gene Ontology annotation, molecular function: phospholipid binding; calcium ion binding. Gene Ontology annotation, cellular component: extracellular matrix. The coding region runs from base 3295 to 6018 and encodes 907 amino acids.
GCCCCGCCCACCAGGCCAUCACCUUUACAUGGUGCAGUCUAAGGGACAGUGAGAGGGAGGAGUUGACAUACAGCGAAGGAUCAUUAUUGUUGCACCUGUCCCAUACAGUGCUCCACUAUCAGCCCCCCACUCCCCUGUUAUUAAAUCCACAGCUCCUCUGCUUCACUGACCCCCCCCCCCCCCCCCCGGUAGUCAUUGAUCUGAACUCCUGGGAGGAUCAGAUAAGACCAGGUCGACCCCUGGGUCGCAGAUCCUGCCCCCGCGGGACAAAGGGUCUCCCUGUCAGGACCCCACCUCUGUUAAAGCCUCAGAUACCUGCACAGGAACCAAACCAAGAUAAGAUCCUGCUCAGGUGUCACCUGAUAGCCAAUAAGACCUGAACUGAAGGAGCUAAAGGUGCCACCCCCCCAGGUAGGACCAAUAACCACAGUUAGUGGAACUGAGAGUUUAUUCUGUUGGGAAACAAGACAACAAAAGCACUAAAAGGGCUUCUACCCUCCCUUGUUUGCUGAUGAACAUCAGAACUAUGUCUGAUUCAUUAUGAUGACACAGGCUUUCACUCUAUAACCUUAAUUCAAUGAAAGAACAGCCACACAACUAAGGUAAGAGUUUCUUUGCUACUUAACACAUUUUGAAAUCUUGUCUUGUUGACUGUUGCACUGUGUGUUUGGAAGCACGUUAAUUCAAAUACAUACAGGUCGUAGUUUGUGAUGCUGUUGCUCUGUAAUUUUCUAUUGUGCCAUAUAAGCUUUAGGUGACAGACGACUAUAAUGUCGAUAGUGUGAGUUGUCAUUUUCAUUUACUUACUUACUUAGCAGCUAGAGAACCUCAAGAGUUGAUAAAGACCAAAAACAGACCUAAAAGAAAGGGACUAAUAGACUUCGUUUCUAGGCCAAUAUUGUGAUGAUGAUAUGACGUGCGAUAAAUAAACAAAGAUACAGUUUUGCUGAGAGAAGUUGAAUGGAAAACAGACAAAGGUCACUAUCGGUCAUCUGCUCCGUCCUCCUCCCUCUGCUGCAGCUAUAAGCUUACAAAAGUUUGUAGCAAAGUUUCCUUUAAGCUUGUUCACUAUUAGCUGAACGUUAGCGCGCUGUGCUCCUGUAAAACAAACUGCGGAGGUUUAAAUCUUGUUGAACAGGUGCUGUGAUGAAGGACUCUAAAUGCUUUUUUACUCACAAAGGUUGUGAUAACACUCAGACCUGUACUGAACUGUAUUUUUUUUUUUUUUUUUUAACAAAUAAUUGGGUUACACACAUGGAUCUGCAGUGGUUAUUAGGAUAGUCACUAAUGAACUGUUCAUACCAUAUUUUAACAUGUAAUAAUAAUCUGUGAUAUGUCACUAUAUGAGCUCACCUUGUCUCACAUCCUCAGUAACAUCAGGAGAUGAUGAGGGACCUGCUCCACUGUCUGUGGCUGUUUCUGAAACUAAGGGCACUGUGUUUCAUGAUGUUAAGCUUUGCUGAGUAUUUUAUUUAUUUGAUAGAUAUAAUAUCAUACGGCAUUGUAGGUAUAAUGCUGAUUUAUUUAUGAAAAAACAUUUAUUAAAUGUUGCAUCCUACUUUUCUAUUAUCCUUCAGCAGUAAACUAGCUCCAACGAAGAAAUUGUCCUGGUAGUGAUCAAGCUAGCAUUAGUUAGCCAGCUAGCAGGGAGAGCUAUAAGAUUUUGUCGCUAAGCAGCAAAUAACUAAGUGAAGUGAAAUUUCGAGUGAAUGAAUGUAGAAAUAUGUAAUCAAUUUACUUUUGAAAUUUGGUAUGAUUUUGAUUGAGGCCAGCAGUUGUGGUGCAGUGGUUAGUUACUACAUCAACAAAGCAGCCUGAUCUCUUCAUGGUAAUAACAUCUGAGGCUCCUGGAUACUGUGCCAUUAAACAUGGGGAAACAUGAUUUGUCAGGAGGGAGGGAAACACUUAAAUCUUAAAACCAGUCUCCAUGACACAAAAUUCAUUUAUGGGAAAUCAGUUCUCCUCUUUUGUGAUCAAUUUUUGAGAUUUAAUCAUAUGAUUAUAGAGUGAUGAGGCUACAACUUUCUUAAGACAGAUUAUUUAUUUGCAUUAAACAAAAUAUAUUUCACUAGCAGACAGACAGACAGACCUUUUAAAGGGUCUCCCUCAAAACUUUCCUAUUGCUCCUUUAACAUGAACCUUCGUAGAUCUUCCAAAUGACAUUUUGUUGUCAUUUGGAUCCAUUAACGCGCAGAAUUGACCACUUUAGCUUUGAGGUGACAUUAAAGUUUAAAGAAAGGCAACAUAUAACUGCAUUAACGGGGCCGCUGACCUCCCGCGCGCUGCAUUGACACCAGACGUUCUGCCAGCGUUCCUGCUCUUAGCGAGAUGUGCUUGUGGCUUGAAUAACAUUAAUGACACACUUCUUCGUGGAGCCACAGGUGGGCCGAGCUGCUGAAGCCAUUAAAGACACCGAACCAGCGAACAGAGAAGGUCGUCCGUCUCAUUUGGUGUGGAAGUUAUCAGCUCUGUAAUGACGGGGCUAAUUUAUGGAGCUGAAUAAGACACAUUAGGGUAAAUUCAGGUCUCUAUUACACAUGAAAAAAGAAAACCUGUGACAUUUCUGAUGAGCAUGUCGGUUUCUUUGAUUCGGUGUAAAGUCUCCACAUCAGCCAGGGAGCACCAUUUGCAAUAAUGAUAGCAUGGAGCUCAUUUCUACCUCCUCUGCUGUUAUGUAACAGAUGUUGAAGCUUAAAUGUCUGCUUAAUUGCAGCCUCCUGUGGCCGCACAGAGAAUUACAACAACAUGCAAAGUAUGUUGAGAACUUUUUUUUUGGAACGUUUCAGAUAUUUAGACAAAGUUUUUAUUCUCUUUUUUCAAUUUUUUAAUGUUGGAAAAUUUGAAAACAAAACAAUGCACGAAAAGAUAUAGAUGUCUGUACCCAGUAUGGCUGUUGUCAUGGUAACCAAAACCCAAUCCACAAUGUGUUUUUCUCCUCAGUACUUUCUGACUUGUGGCUCUCAGCUCUAAUGAUGUAAAUCUUUAAAGGUCCAUAUAGUAUGAAGGUAGAUGUCCAUGUGUUGUGUUAUUAUAAGGCAGGUAUAAGUUCUAUAUUAUGAAAAAGGAAACAUCUGUGAAUCCGCUGGUGAAGGCCUAUAUGAUGAGCUGUGCAUUCAGAAAAUCUGACAAACAAUAAACAAGGGAAUAAAAUAACCUCCAAGUUUAACUUCACUUUACAAUCAUGAUGUGGAGCAGCAUCUGUUCAUCUUCAUUCUGAUGUAAUAUAAGCUCUAAAACUUCCUGUUUUUGCACCUACCUGAAGGUUCGUCUUUAACAGAAGUUUUCUCCCUCUGAAUGCAAGUACGAGUCAUGUUUCUGAUGUGGAUCUUCAUGCUGUCUGCUGGUCCAAACGCGCUUUCUGCCAGCUCCAUUUUCUGCUUGGACCCAGUGGCCAGUGACCGAAAUCCAGAUUUCAUGAUCGAUUGUCUGGGCCUGCGCUUCACCUGGCUCCACUCCAUCUUUGAUAAUUUCCCCUCGUUGCUGAAUUUUGCUGUGAGACUUCGCUGUUCCACGGGGCUUUGUCCACGCGACCUGGAAGAUUACGGCUGCUCCUGCCGAUAUGUAGCAGCUGGAAACCCUGUGGAUCCUCUGGACAUCUGCUGUGAAACUCACAGGCUGUGCUACCAGAGUGCUGCCCCCUGCACACAACUGCUGCCGCUGCUCCCAAACAACCUCACCUGCUCCCCAGCAAACUCCAGCUGUGAUGCCGGUGAUUGGUGUGAGCAGAGGUUUUGUGAAUGUGACCAGGCGGCCAUCGAUUGCAUGAGUCAGAGCUCAUACAACUCCACACUGAGAGGCCUCGCUGAGUCGUCCUGCUCGGCAGCAAACCAAACAGACCUGCUCAGCGGCGCCGUGGAGACAGAUGAACCCUUCGGGGGGGCAGAUGUUCUCUCAGCAGUAAACGACUCUGUGAGCUUCCAGCUGUCCAACUCUUCCCUCCUGUCAGCAGAGAUGGACCUGCUAAUGAUCAGCAGAGUGGAAAACCAGAGUGACAUCGGGCAGACGGACGGCGACCUCGCCCCCACAUCCCCCCCGCAGACGCCUGCUGAGGAGUUUGAGGAAAGCGAAGGUGGUGCGGAGGAGGUAGAAGAAGAAGAGACGAAGCACCUGAGUGUCAUCUCGAAAGAUUUGAAUGAGACGGUGGAAGUGCUCGAGCAGGAAGAGAUAAAUAAGGAUCAUACAACCCACAAUCCUCCAGCAGUCAGCCUGGAUUCAGUUUGGUCGUUCGGUGACCUUCCAGAGUCACAGAGUGAAGCAGGGUCAGAGCCCACUGAACUCUCCUCACUGACUGUAACCAUGACGAUGUCACGCGCUGACAUCACACCGUCUGCUUGGACUACAACUUCCAGAGAGCUGGCGAAAACAACCGGGGAGGAGUCAUCAGAGGAAGUCAUCAUCACAACAGCAGCAAAAUCACAAAACGGUGCAAUCAGGGAAACAACAACCACAUCCAACACGACGCCCUCAAAGUCCUCCGAAGAAGAUGAGGAGGAGGAUGAGGAGGAUGACGCCGACGAAGGGGAGCAGGAAGCUUCAGAUGAGUACGUCAAGGACAUGUUUACAAGUGACACAACCACAUUUUAUGAAGCAGUAUCAACACGGACGACGACAACACCGGCAACAGGAAGCUCGACACCAACAGCCACGUCACCAGGCCCAGAGAUUAUUACCACGGUGACAAUGAGAACUACAACAAGAGCCUCGCUCCCCGAAACCAGACCAGUCAGAAGCACAGCUCCUGACAGUUCACAGGAGGAAGACUUCACUCCACCACCUCCCGCUCCUCUCAGUCCCCGGAGUCCAGGUCAAGAGCCUCUAACAUCUGCAACAACAACAUCGUCGUCAACUUCAGUGAGAACCGUCACCCAGACGACACGAGGAAGACAAGUCACCUCCAUCAAACCUCGAUCAGAUAACAACAUGUCCGCCCCAACAGCAGCAGCUGUAAAAUCUCCCUCACUCACCACGGCUGUAUCUGAGGAGGAGGUGCCGGAAGAAGUCGGGACGACGACAGACAAACCUCCGUGUGUGGAAGGAGAAGACGCCGACAGCUCGCAGGAGAAGGACGCAGAUGAGUGGGAUGUGGCUCAGAAGAGGACGGUUCCGUUCUUCGCCUGGUCCCUGCUGGAGUCUGUUGGGCUGACCGACCUACAGCUACAGCCAGACAGCACAGAAUGCAGUCGCUCCCUCACCCUGUACGGCAGCGAUGGCCGAGCCAGGCGGGAGAUGCCGGCGUUGGGGGAGAUGCUCCACUGCCUGACGGGGCGCUGUCCACAUGAGUACGAGAUGUACGGCUGCUACUGCGGACAGGAGGGCGGCGGUCAACCUCUGGACCAGCUGGACAGGUGUUGCUUCUUCCACCACUGCUGCCUGAAGCAGAUCAGUUCCAUGGGCUGCAGGUCGGAGAGGAAGCUCAACGCUCAGAUCUCCUGUGAGAGCGGGAAACCCCGAUGUCAGGGUGUCACUGUGUGCGACAAACUGCAGUGCGUGUGCGACAAAACCACCGCCGAGUGUAUGGCAGCGGCCCACUUCAACCACAGCCUGCCGUCGCAACAGUGCCGCGGGGCGCCACCCCCCUGCCGCCGGGCCAGCAGACCCCCCAAACCACGGCUUUCCCCUCAGUCCAGCGAGGAGAGCGAGGAGCCGCUGGGAGGGAACUCUGAUAGCAAUGAACUGAAUGACCAGAGACCUGGGGAUGGAGAGAACACGAGCACGCCUCCUCCACGCCGAUUUCAGAACAGUGAUGAAAGCUCUGACCUGAAGGACGAAGAGAAGUCAAAUCCUCCUUCGGGAUCUCCUCCUCCUCCUGCCUCCAGUGAAGAGAGCAGGGAGCCGACGCUCAGCGGGAGUCAAACCCACAGCCACAGGCCGAGUGCAGACCAAAGCCAAGGGCACCGACCGGCAGGGAGACCAGAAAGAGAGCAGGUGAAAGAUGAAGAGGAGGAGGAGGAGGAGGAGGGGGGAGGGGAGGAGGAGGAGGAGGAGGAGGGGGGAGGAGAGGAAGAGGAGGGAAACUAAAAGCGAAUGUACUGAACAUGUUUUUCAAAGGCAGCUUUGGGAUCUGAAGAUUAUUAUCAGCUGUAAUUUAUAGGGAAAUAACAUUAAAACUGUGUGACAUUUGUGAACUUGGACUGAUUUUGAGAAAAUACAUAAAAAAUAAAUAAAAGGAAAGAAGAAGAAAACAGAAAAGCAAACAAACAUCUCCUGGGCCUUCCUUCAAACAGUAACAAAGACAUCACAUCAUCAGAUUUGAUAGAAACACUUUAUUUAAGUCUCUUGAACAUUAAUCUCAAUGCACAAUUUACUAUUAAAUAGAGGCUUUGUAAUAAAGCGCUGAGGCUCUGCUGCCACUGUGGUUCAGGAAAUAAUGUCACUGUCAGAAAAAGCUGCUAAGUGACAUAUGAGCUGAAGAUAUUGUGCCACAAGCUGUAGAGUAAAUGAAUAAUCAAUGAAUUAAUUAACAGUUAAUAAGAAUAAUAAUUAGUCGCAGCCCAAGAGUCCACAGUCCUUCGUCAACGAUCACGAGAAAACAAGUUUAAUUUAGUCUCAGAUUAAUUGUUGUUUAGACUUUAUCGUUUAUGACUCAGCUUGAUAAAAGAAAUGCGUGCUCCGCUUUCUCUGACCAAAACAAAAUAAAAGUUAAAGCAGGUUUUGUGUCUCAAACCGAAGCAGAUGCUGAACUCAGGAUGUGGAACUAAUCUGAACCCAUUUCCUGAAGCCGCAGCCGGAGCCGAGCCUCAGCGCCGCCUAGUGGUUAAAGUCAUCGGUGUGUUGAAACGAAGCCGAGCUUUAGCAGUCUGUCACCGUGAAGGCUGAACACACACUUGACAACUUUGAUCUCUAAAACUGGCACAAAAAUACAAACUGUUGCAUCACCAAUAAAAAAAACAAAAUAACAAAACAAAAAAAAAA